Messenger RNA from Phlebotomus papatasi, 591 nucleotides. RefSeq names its product V-type proton ATPase subunit e 2-like. The transcript has 3 exons. Gene Ontology annotation, cellular component: plasma membrane proton-transporting V-type ATPase complex; proton-transporting V-type ATPase, V0 domain. The coding region runs from base 102 to 392 and encodes 96 amino acids. Gene Ontology annotation, biological process: proton transmembrane transport. The record is from RefSeq and is a predicted model, not a curated record. Gene Ontology annotation, molecular function: proton-transporting ATPase activity, rotational mechanism. Lineage: Eukaryota; Metazoa; Arthropoda; Insecta; Diptera; Psychodidae.
CGUUUCCAGGCCGAACGAUUGAUGGAAACAAAAUAGUCAUAUGAUUAAUCGACCGAUUUCAGUGAGUUGCUUGGAAAAUUUUCAUUAAAUUUUUCGUGAGAAUGGCAGCAUCUUUUAUUCCAAUCAUCAUAUUCACGGCUUUGUGGGGCGUGGUGGGCAUUGUAUUGCCUUUCUUUGCUCCCAAAGGCCCAAAUAGAGGAAUUGUCCAAUGCGUGCUGAUGUUAACUGCAGCCACUUGCUGGCUAUUUUGGUUGUGUUGCUAUAUGGCUCAAAUGAACCCGUUGAUAGGCCCGAAACUUCAUCAAAACACGAUUUUGAUAAUGGCUCGAGAAUGGGGCAACAAACUACCUGAUAUUGACUCUUGGAUUCCACCAGAGGAGCAUGUCCACUAAUUAUUCCACUAUAAUCAGUAUCUUUCAAUUCCCAAAAUGUUAAGAAAAAUAUAUAGUGUGAUUUUGUUUCUUGAUUACUUUAUUUGAUUCUUGCUUUAGUUUAGUCAGUGGCGUACAUGUGUCAUAUUGAGAAAAAAAAACUAAAUUCUUAAGAUAGCAAGAGAUGUGUAAAAUAAAUUUUAUUUGAAAAGUUUAAACA